AAUGAGCUAGCUAGUCAACGAAGCGGCGAGCUGGUUCAACAAUGGCACUCAACAAAAACAUAAGAAGUCCCAAGAACACACCCUGAAGUUGUGUUUGAACUAUACGCAUGUGUGACUUUGUCGUCCAGAGAAGCCGCCGCCCGAGUUCAGCAUUUCCAAUUUAUGGACCUGUUCAAAGAGGAACGGCCAUUUCCAACAGGGACACUGAGAGGAUGGAAAACCGACAGCCUAAUCGAUCGACAGAGCUCCGCUUUCUUAAGCGUCUCUAACCAGAACACGAUGAAGUGUCGCUGUAUUUGUACGCCCAAUCGAGAGGCGAAAAACAAGAUGGGAUGGGGACUGGCUGUUUUAUCGAUUCGGCAGGCAGACUGGGCCGAGGUUGACCUCAUAAGACGGGCCGUCCGGGUCGAGUAAAGCCCCCACUGAACAAGAAAUGCGUGACCAUCUGAAGGAAAAGAGAAAACAUGGAUG
Lasiosphaeria miniovina is the source of this 471-nucleotide messenger RNA. RefSeq lists its product as uncharacterized. The coding region runs from base 163 to 414 and encodes 83 amino acids. The transcript has a single exon. The record is from RefSeq and is a predicted model, not a curated record. NCBI's taxonomy places the organism in Eukaryota, Fungi, Ascomycota, Sordariomycetes, Sordariales, Lasiosphaeriaceae.